CCACUCAUCUGAGAAAAAAAACAAAAACCAAAAAUAAAUAAACAAAUAAAAAUCAGAAACGAUAUAUCCAUCCACACCUCUCUCUCUGUCUCGCCAGAUUUGAAUCAUCGACCUGAUCUCAGAUCCAAAUCACAAGCCUUCGACAUGUCUACCUUCAGCGGCGAUGAAACAGCUCCUUUCUUCGGCUUCCUCGGCGCUGCAGCCGCACUCGUCUUCUCCUGUAUGGGAGCUGCUUAUGGAACAGCAAAGAGUGGAGUUGGUGUGGCUUCUAUGGGAGUCAUGAGGCCUGAGUUGGUCAUGAAGUCCAUUGUCCCCGUUGUCAUGGCUGGUGUCUUGGGUAUUUACGGUUUGAUUAUUGCUGUUAUCAUCAGUACCGGGAUUAACCCCAAGGCUAAGUCCUACUACCUCUUCGACGGAUACGCACAUCUCUCCUCCGGUCUUGCUUGUGGUCUCGCUGGUCUUUCUGCUGGUAUGGCCAUUGGUAUUGUCGGAGACGCCGGUGUCAGGGCAAAUGCUCAGCAGCCUAAGCUCUUUGUCGGGAUGAUUCUUAUCCUUAUCUUCGCAGAAGCUCUUGCUCUUUACGGCCUUAUUGUGGGAAUCAUCCUCUCCUCACGAGCUGGCCAGUCUAGAGCUGAAUGAGAAUGUAACCCCCCACCACAAGAUUUUCCCCCGAAGGCACACAAACCAAGACCUCGCCUUGUGGAACCUCCCUUGGACUAUUUUACCUUUUGGAAGUAGAAAAUCCAUAUUUGUUGUCUUAUGAAUAUAUUAUGAAAAACAAUAGUCUUAGUUAAGUUAUUAAUCUGAUGGGAUUUUAUUAUCUUAGACCAUGUGAUGUGAUCCUCCACAAUGUUAGUGAUAUAUUUAAAUUUGAAUA
This is a messenger RNA of Raphanus sativus (radish), 877 nucleotides long. RefSeq names its product V-type proton ATPase subunit c1. Gene Ontology annotation, molecular function: proton-transporting ATPase activity, rotational mechanism. Gene Ontology annotation, biological process: proton transmembrane transport. The coding region runs from base 145 to 639 and encodes 164 amino acids. NCBI's taxonomy places the organism in Eukaryota, Viridiplantae, Streptophyta, Magnoliopsida, Brassicales, Brassicaceae. Gene Ontology annotation, cellular component: proton-transporting V-type ATPase, V0 domain. The record is from RefSeq and is a predicted model, not a curated record. The transcript has 5 exons.